This is a messenger RNA of Effrenium voratum, 909 nucleotides long. Lineage: Eukaryota; Dinophyceae; Suessiales; Symbiodiniaceae. The record is from the annotation of a GenBank genome assembly.
AUGCCGGACCCGGGCCAAAACACGGUGGAAGUGGAGGCGCGGCUGCGCUUCGACGAGGCGUCGCUGGCGCGGUUUCUGCGGCAGGAGGGCCUGGGGUUCGAUGAGCUGCUGGUGCGGAAGUUCGGGUAUGGCCAGUCGAAUCCCACCUACUUCCUGGAGGCAGCGGGGCAGAGGUAUGUGCUUCGCAAGCAGCCGCCAGGCAAGGUCAUCCGCGGGGCGCACGCAGUGGACCGGGAGUUCCGCGUGAUGAAAGCCUUGGGCGAGGCGGGGUACGAGGUUCCACAGGUCCACGUGCUCUGCGAAGAUCCGCAGGUGAUCGGCACCCCCUUCUACAUCAUGUCCUUCGUGCAGGGGCAGAUUGCAGACAACGGGCUCCUGAAGCUCCCCCAGGAGCAACGCCGACCUGUGAUGAGCUCCAUCGUGCAGAGCCUCGCGAAGCUUCACAGCUACGACCCGGAGAAGCUGGGCUUGGUGGGAGGGCCGAAGCCCUUUGGCAAGAUUGGGGGCUUCUACAAGCGCCAGGUGAGUACUCUUUCGCGCACCAGCGAGGCGCAGGUGGCGCAAUCCCAGGGACAGGUGCCGCCCAUGCGGCGCUUGCCAGAGCUCCUGAGACUCUUCGAGCAGAACAUGCCGCCGGACAGGUCCUGUGUGAUCCAUGGUGACUGGAAGCCUGACAACCUCAUCCUCUCACUCACGAAUCCUCCAAAUGUGCUCGCAGUGGUAGACUGGGAGUUGAGCACCGUGGGCCACCCGAUGAGCGACCUGGCGAACCUGUGCCUUCCUUACCACCUGGGGGACUUUGGCAAAGUCGUGGAUUACCAUCCAUUGGGCGGUGACAGCACCGACAUCUCAGAGGAAGAGGCCGGGGAUCCAGCACACCAAAGGCUAAACCUGGCGAAGGCUCUAUGA